Molecule: messenger RNA, 1926 nt
Organism: Dictyostelium purpureum
Lineage: Eukaryota; Evosea; Eumycetozoa; Dictyosteliales; Dictyosteliaceae
Exons: 2
Coding region: 1-1926 (641 amino acids)
Source: RefSeq, a predicted model, not a curated record
AUGGAUUCAGAAAUUUUAGAAAUUAAAUAUUUAAAAGAAGUAAACGAUUUUAGUGAUCUGUUCUAUAAUAAAAACAGUUCAAAAUAUCAGGAUGUCAAAAUCAAUGAUUUUAGUCACUAUCAAGAAAUUGUUUAUGAUUACACAUUUAAAAAUAAUAUACUAAAUAAAAAAAAUAUAACAAAUUUAAUAAAUUGGUUUAUUCAAAAUCCAGAAAUAGAUUUAACACUUAAAAACUAUAUAAAAAAUGAAAUAUUUGUUGGUGGUGGCAUUAUACCAUUAGACGAAUCAUUUGAUAUUUUCAACAUUUUUUUAAAAUCAUCAAUUCCUCCAUCAUUUAAUAGCAAUAAUAAUAAUAAUGAUGAUGAUGAUAGUAACAAUAGUAUUAUUAAUAAUAAUAAUAGUAAUAAUAGCAGUAAUAAUAUUACAAAAUCAAUGAAAUAUUUUUCAGUCGUUUAUUUUUUAAAUUACCAUCACCCUAAAAUGGCACAUUAUAUAUUUGAAGAUUAUUUCAUUGCUUUUACAACAAGUAUUUUCUUUGAUAAAGAUAUAGAAAUAUUUUCUUUAUUAAAAUUUUUAAAUAUUAUGAAAACUGGUAAAAGCUUUUCAAAUUUAUUUUACAAGAUUUUAAUUGAUCCAAGAUUGGAUGGUUUUAUAAAAACAGAAAAAAAGCAACUAUUAAAAGAGAAAGUCCAAAUAUUAUUUAAUUUAGUAGAUAAUAAACAGUUUUUUGAUAAAGUAACAAAUUUAGAAUCAACAUUAAAGAUAAAUAAUAAUCAAGCUGAACUAAUUAGAAUAACAAAGCAAAUAUUAGAAAAUAAAAAAAACAAUGGCGUAAUAAUAUCAAAUAAUAAUAGUAGUGAUUUUGAAUUAAUAAUAGACUACCAAAAAAGAAGAAAUAUCUAUGGUAAUAUUAUUAAUAGUAAUAACAACAACAACAACAAUAAUAAUAAUAUUCAAAAUAAUAUAGAAGAAAUGGAUUUGGAUUAUUAUAAUCAUAAUAUUUAUUUGGAUAAUAUUAUUAUAGGCAAAAUAUUUGAUUAUAUAAUUUACAAUGAAAGUGAAAUUGAAAAAACUCCAAAUAAAUUCUUUUAUGAAAGAGAUAAUAUCCCAAUUGAUAUUUCAUACGGAUUGGUUUCAAAAAGAUUAUUAAAUAUUUUUUCAAAAGUAAUUAGCGGCUAUUCAUUUCCUAUAUUUAAUAAAAUCAACUUCAACAGCGAAUAUUGCAUGGUUAAACAUCCACCACUCUAUUUAAACUACGAGUCUAUAAAAUAUCUACCAACAACCAUUGAAAAUAGUAACAUUAAGCAUUCCUUCAGCAGAGUAGAAGAGUUAUUUAUAAGAUUGGAUAAUAAUCAGCAAAUCGAAAGAAACUAUAUAGACAAUAUAUCAUAUAUAUACAAAACACGUUAUUUAGAAAGAGAUUAUUUAAUAUAUCCACCUCAAAUGCCCAAUUUAAAGAGAUUAGUAAUUUCAAAUUACUAUGGUUAUAAUAAUAUUAGUAAUUCAGGGUUCAUCAAUCGUCCAUAUAAUCAAAUCAAUGCAAAUGAUCUAAUCACACACAUUGUAACCAACGACGAAGGAAAACAUUCAAUCGAAUUCUUUUCAAUUUCAAUAAUAAGAAACUUUCAACACGAUGCAAAUAUACCUUUUAUUUAUGACUUUUCAUUCUUUGACCAUCUUUUAAAAAAUCAUUCAGAAACUUUAAAAAACAUUGAAAUUCAUUUCAGUUUAGAAUUUAUGCCAAGGUCGUGCGAAACCCCAAACUUUUUAGAGAAACACUUUUUCAAAUAUCCAAAUAUCAAAGUAGAUUUUAUUCUUAAUGACGAAUCAGUGCCAUCACCAUUCACCUCAAAAAAUAAAAAAUAUAAAAACUCAACACUGACCCAGGAACAAAUUUUACAAAAUGUUAUUUUUUACAAAUUUUAA